UGUAACCAGUUUCAUCCACGCGCAGAAUAAACAAAUCGCCUCAGAUGUGGAAUAAGCGAAUAAAUAGUCUUUACACGGAUAUAAUGAAGAAUUUUCCAAUUAAUACCGACCUCUUGAAAGAUAAAUAUGUUCCUCAGCUGUGACGACGCGUUAAUUUACGGUCCCAUGGUUGAGUGACUGAUUCAGGUUUAACACUUACAACACUCAUGGCAGUAUGUUUGAAGAUUUCUUUGAUCAAAUUGAAAAAGAACUUGGACCCCUUUAUCCAGACUGGUUUGAAGAGUUGACUGCAAAAGCUUCUAGAGAUGAAGGUGGUCUUGACAUUUCAAAAGAGGAAGACACUGUAAAAGCACCAGAGACAUCAGCCCUGGCCAGUCAACUGUUUUCUACACCCAAAAUAUUCAAGCAACGUCAUCUACAGUCUUGUGAUUCCAUAUAUAAUGAAGAUUCCCCUUACCAAGCGACUAAUGGAGUCUCAUCAGCUUGUCCCUGGACAGAUUCAAGCCCUUGUCUGUUUGGUUCAGCCAAAGACAGGCCUUCUGGAUACACCAAAACAUCUUUGGCACGUUCUACAAAGAAAAUAUCUGAGAGCCUUGGGGCACAGAUAAAACUGGACCUAUCCUGGAGCAGUUCCUUUAACACACCAUCAUCUUUGACUCCCACUGUGAUGUUGCCUAAAACAGAGGAUCAUGCUCCAUCUGCAAGUUGCCUUAAAGACAAAGAAGCAAUUUCUCUUCCAGAGUCUCUUUUUACCAAAUUACCUGAUGGCUUGUUUCACUCUCUUCUUGUACACUACUUUGUGCGGAAACUGUUUCCAUCCCUCUCAAAAAGCUCUGAAAGUACUGUGACAUUAUGUGAGAGAGCAUCUACAGAAAAACAGGAUGUGAGAUCCACAAGUGAGACUGUCCAGGAUGAUGGCCAGGGAGGAAAGCAUAAUUGCUCCCCAGAUUCAUCAUCUGAUAUUAAUGGUCAGUGGAAGCAGUCUAUGCCAAAGGCUAUAGAGGAUGGGGAUAUCUGCAGCACAAUGCAGAAUAUUCUUGAUGGUGCUGUGGAUGUGUUGUCUAUUUUCUUCAGCAACAGCACUUCAGCUCUGCGGAGAGUCAAAACCAAAGAUAGGAACAGAAGGAGAAUAAACGAUUCUUCAAAAUAUUUUAAAUCAACUGUUCCAAUUUCAGGGCCAGGAGAGAUGUUAAAUGGAGAUAAAACUCAUACAGAUGAUUUAGAAGCAAAAAGCUCCAUCGAAAACAAAGACGUCAUGCAGUGGACCCCACUAAGUUUAUCAGACUCCAGCCUGAAUGAAGGUUUUUCCUCUGGCUUGCCUUUAAUAAAAAAUCACAAAACUGUUGCAUCCACUGAAACGGAUGGUGGCACUUUUUUGGACCAGCAUAUUCUCAAGGACUGCACUUCACAAAAUAGCCACAUUUUUUCAAGUAGUGUUGAAAGAGUCAAGUCUUUUCCAAAUGCCCAUGCAGAAGGAUCUCAGUGUCAGAAGUCUUUGUUUGAUAAAUCACCUGCUUUCACACUUGCUAGAAAACCCAGGAGAUUUGUGUAUCAAGUACAGAGGUCAGAAUUGUUGAAGACAUUUACAACAAUUGACAACAAAUUGGAGCACACACUGACAGACACAGUCAAUCAUCAGACACAGCAACAAAUCACUGUUGUUCAACAGGUCAUGGCAGAUCCUCAUGAAGUCGAUCAAGGACUGGAUAUGACGCAGCUUUCCAAGGCAUUUGCAGAGGAUUUCACACAAGAAAUAAUGUCAGGAGGGGGACCGCCUGACACACAUGUACAAACUGACCAAAAUGGCCCCAUUUCAACCACAUUCAGAAUCUGCUGAUAAAGAUGGAUAAAGAUAAAGAUCCAUAAAGAUGGUAUUAACCAGCAGGACUCUCAAGAUAAUCACGAUGACAGCUCUGCGGUUGCAGAUGUAUCUGUCAGCUCCCCAACCAAGUCAACCGUUGCACUCACAACUUUUGAAAUCGGUCAUGACAGUGGUUGUCCCACCACAUUUUCAGGUUUUGAUGGGAUGACAGCAUCUUGCACAGGCACCAAGGACAAUAUUUCUGAAUUUAAAACAGCAAACAACAAGAUCAUAACCAUACCUCAUGAGGCUAUAAUGAGUGCCAAAGCAUCAUUAGAUGAGGCUAUAGGAGACAGUUUAUUCAACACCUUAAAUGAAACCACUCCAAAACAUAACCACACAAAAGAAAUGGUUUCCAAAUCAAUUUCAGACAGCACUAAUACAACAAGAUCACCCUUAGGACAGUCCAUCCUUCCUAAACAUGCAUCAAGAACUUGUGAUAGCAAUGCUCUGCCCAGUCCAGGACUCUUAUUUUCAAAGAGCUUUAAACUGAAUAUUUCAAGCUGCUCUUCACCACAGUCAAAUGAAUGUGAUGAUAAAAUGGGUUCAGAGAGGAAUAUUACAGUUUCAGAUGUUGACCUUCAGAAAGCUGGAACUCUUUUGAAAGAGAAAUUGGAGAGAGACUCAGAUUCAUUAAAGUGGAUUCAUCAAAAACUGGAAUUCCAAAGAGGUGCUGAAAGACAGACUGUGUUAGACAUAACCAUCAAGUACAAACCCAACACAGCGGAAUCCAGUCGUGAUGAUGUUGAGAACUGCCCUUUGACGGCUUCACAAAAGGCUGAUGUUACAGAAUUGUGCAAUCUUUUGGAGGAUGGGGAUAGCCGGUACGAAUUCACUCAGUUAAAAUUAAAAAAGUUUGGUUCAGACAACCACCACAACUCUGAAAGAGUUUGGGAUCCUGAUCUCCUUAAUGGUAUUGACUUUGAUGAUAGUUUUAACUCUGAUGUUGGGAAAGGAAAGCACCAAGUCAAUACAGAUGCUGCUUCGAUAAACAAUUCUGUUCAUACUAACAAUGAACAUGCUCCAGUUAAAACUUUAGAUGGUGAUAAAUUAAGCACCAUAUCAAUGGAAACACAAGAUGAAAUGGUGCAUUCAUUAACAGCUAAGGACAAUUUGGAUGAGGACCUAAAACAUGCAUUGGUAGAAUUGUGCAGUUUCAGUGAAAAAACAAAUGGUUUUGGUUUUAAAAACGCUAAAGGGAACGCUAUAAUAAUUUCAGAAAAGAGUUUAAACAAAGCAAUGCACUUUUUUGAAGAGGACGAUAUAGAUGUGAACAGAAAAGACAACAAGGCAGAUACAGAAGUGCUGAAGCCAGUGCAAUCCAGAGAGCGUUCUGAAAUGGAGCCUUUAGCCAGUACUUCUGACAGUAUGGACAAAGAAAAUAAAACCCACCUUCAGGGAAGACAAGAUGAAAAUUUCAGCUGUGGAGAUGUGAAUGCAGCUUUUAAAGACUUUGAAAUAAAUAACCAAGUGACAGGAAAUUGUUUGGAUAGAAAAGCAGCUGUCCGUGUUAACUCAAACAGCAAUUUUGGCUUUAGUACAGCUAAGGGAGAGAAGCUGAAUGUGUCUGAAAAGGUCCUUCUGCAAGCAAGAAAACUUUUUAAUGAUGUUGACAGCUUAGAGGAGCCAGAAACUCUGGAACUUUCUUUCCACACUUCUGGAAAGCAUGACAACUCUAUUUCAACAUCUAGCCUUCAGAAAACAAAAGCUGUUUCUUGGAGUGAAACCUCUAUAGAAAAAAAACAGUCUGACUCACCCGAAAUACCCGAUAUUCCUUCCUACAACAUUAAAGAACAGAAAUCUGACAAUGAUGCUAAAGGAGUGUUCACAAACAUUUGUCCUUCAACAAGUUAUAUGCCUCAGUCAGCGCAUGGCCAUGGCUUUCAGACAGCCAGUGGGAAGGGAGUUUCCAUUUCAGCCAAAGCACUUAAAAAGGCAAAGGCCAUAUUCAAAGACUGUGAUGAAAAUAUUGACUACUUGAAAUCAUCAAAAAUGGGGGAAAGUAAUGCCAAAAUGGACAUUGAAAAUGUCAAAAUAACAAAUGGAUUUACGACCCCAAGUGGUAAAAGUGUGACAUUUUCAGCAGAGGCGAUCAAUGAUGCAAAUGCUGUUUUCAAAGACUAUGGUGGUGUUAUUGAUUUCUCAUUGCAAUCAAAUGGUGACAAAGUAAAUGAAAGAAAUUCUUAUAGCAUGAAAACAUGUCAGGAUAACCUGGUUAAUGACGGUGAAAAACCUUCCUUGGACCAGCAACCCCCUCAGGAAGAAGGAUGUGAGCAGAAAGUAAAAGAAUGUAAAAAAGACUUUCAAAGUGAAUUCCCCUCUUUGCUUCCUCUUAAUGGCAACUGUGGUUUCAGUACAGCUAGUGGUAAAAAUGUAUCUGUCUCAGCUGAAGCACUCCAGAGAUCUAAGGAUGUUUUGUCAGAGUCAGUUGAUGGUUUCACGAAAAAUAAUGGUUCUAGAAAGACAAAGCAUAAUGUGUACAUCCAAACAGAUACCAGUUCCUCAGGAAAACGCGUUGGAUUCUCUACAGCAGGUGAGAAGAAGGUUGCCAUCUCUGCUACUGCUCUGCAAAGGGCAAAGAGUCUCUUUAAAGAUUGUGAAGAGGACAGUUUAGCAUCUGAGGAUCUUCAACACCAAAGCUGUAAAGGUUUCAGCAAUCCCAAUGGCAAAAACAUUACUGUCUCAGAAAAGGCACUGAAUGAGGUUAGAGCAGCAUUUGCGGGUUCUAAAGAUGAUAAUGUCAUUCAUGAGCCUAAUACUGAAUCAAAUUUACAAAGUGGACAACAUAAAAGCACCAGUAGAAAACCUGACCUUGUGCUCGAGAAAGUCCCACCUGAAACUGAGAGUUCCACAAGAAAACACAUUGGAUUCUCUACAGCAAGUGUGAAUAAGGGGGCCAAGAGCCUCUUUAAAGAUUGUGAAGAGGACAGUUUAGCUUCUGAGGAUCUUCAAUACCAAAGCUGUAAAGGUUUCAGCACCGCCUGUGGCAAAGGUGAUGUUACUCCUAAAAUUUGCUCAGAUUUACAAAGUGGACAACAUGAAAGCACCUAUGGAAGGAGUGGCCAAGUGUCAGAGAAGGUCCCAUCUAAAACUUCGAGUUCAUCAGGUGAACACAAAGGUUUCUAUACAGCAGGUGGGAAGAAGGUAGCCGUCUCUGCUACUGCACUGCAAAGGGCAAAAUGUCUCUUUAAAGAUUGUGAAGAUGAGGGUUUUGCAUCUGAGGAACUUUUAUCAGAGAAAGUCCCAUCUGAACCUGGGAGAUCUUUUGCAAGAAGCAAGAACAUUGGGAAUGAAAACCAAAAAUGUGAUCAACUAAAUGUGAAAAAUUAUGGUUUCAGCACAGCCAGUGGUAAAGUUGUUUCUGUAUCACUGGUUGCCCUUGAUGAAGCUUCUAAAAUAUUCAGAGAUUGUAAUACUCAAGUUACUGCCACUGAUAACCAGCCACAUCAAACUAAUUCCUCAAAAUGUCACACUUCAAAAGCACCUCAGGAUAUACAUGCACAAUUAGACUUGCACUCUUUGGAUUUUAGCAGUUGCACAGUAACCCAGCAGAAGUAUUUUGAGCAGGAGGCUAUGGCUUGCACUAAAGCUUUAAUAAAAGAUGAUGACUUGAAUGAACCAACUGGGCUGGUGACUUAAGAAGGCACUUGCUGCAAAAAAAGUUCAUCUUUUCAUGGCCUUCGGACAUGGGGGUCUCUCGACCAUGACAGGAGGAAAUGUCAGCUAGAUGCCGACAGUAUAGCAGAUUCAGGUCAACCUCCUUUGAAACAGCAGCUUAUCUCAGAGUUUGACCAGACUUCAUAUGCAAAAUCCUUGAGCCUCUCCCCACUGAAAAGCUGUCCUAAUGGAACUCUAAGAGACAGGCGCAUUUUCAAAUACAAUGUCCAUCUCCAGCCUAAUGUCACCCGUCCAAACCGGAAUUCUAUGGUCCUGAAGUUGAAUGACCUUGACAACAUAGGACAUUCAGACCCUGAAGGAAGGGUGUUUGUGACCCCCUUUAGAAAGACUGUGAAGACUGAGAGACCAAAAAGUCAAGAUGUCUCUGUAGUGUCCAGUGAUUUUAUUCCACCAUUCAAAAAGGAAUUCAAAGACAAUAUUGGUCAUAGCAAUAGCCUGCUCAAACAUGCAUGUGAAUCUAAAACUCCAUUUGGCCAGAGUACAGCAUUGGAUAAAAGAUUGACUACUCCUACACCAAAUGCCCACAGUGUUUCUCUGCAUUGUGCUGAGAAGAGAACCUAGAAUGUUGAUUCUAAGCCUGAAGCAGCCGUUUCGGUGGAAAACAUACCUUUGCAAAAGCUUGACUCUAAAGAAAGAGACACUGAGGCAUGGCAGGAGACCAUGCAGCUAGCCAGGAAUAUGCAAGACAUGAGGCUCCAAAAGAAAAAAAGGCAGACUAUUCGUCCUCUGCCUGGCAGCCUUUACCUUGCAAAGACCUCUGGUGUCUCCAGAAUAGGUCUGAGAAAUGCUGUUGGACACAAAUGUCCAGGUCAAUACACUUUGGAGGAGCUGUAUCAGCAUGGUGUACAUUACGAAGUCUCUCAGAUUACCAGUGAAAAUGCUGAAUCAUUCCGAUUUGACUGUAAUCAGUUCCUGAACUGUGAGGAUUUUAUGGAGUCUGGUUCUGUCCAACUGGCUGAUGGAGGCUGUUUGGUUCCAGACUGUAAGGGUACUGUGGGGAAAGAUGAGUUCUACAGAUAAACAUUCUCAUUGUGUGAUACCCCUGGCGUUGAUCCCAAACUGAUCACUGAUGCCUGGGUGUUUAACCACUAUCGAUGGAUUGUGUGGAAACAGGCCUCCACGGAAAGAGCUUUUCCAGGUGUGAUGGGUAGCCUGUGUAUGACUCCAGAGCAAGUACAUCUGCAGCUGAAAUUCAGAUAUGAUGUGGAGGUGGACCACAGUAGGAGAUCUGCUCUCAAGAGGAUCAUGGAGAGGGAUGACACUCCAGCUAAGACAAUAGUGCUCUGUGUAUGUGGUAUUGCUAACACUAGUCAAGCAAAAGCUGAGGACAAGAGCACUGAUGCAAAGGUGGAGUCUACUGUGAUCUGGCUCACGGAUGGCUGGUACACCAUCAAAGGCCUGUUGGACACUCCACUUUCUGCAAUGCUGCACAAGGGUCGUCUCAGAAUCGGUGAUAAGGUCAGGAUCAAUGGAGCAGAGUUGGAUGGUUCCCAAGAAGCCUGUCCACCUCUGGAAGCUCCCGAUUUUCUGAUGCUAAAGAUUUCAGCUAACAGUACAAGACGAGCUCGGUUGGACACUAAGCUGGGGUACUGUUGUGACCCUCGACCUUUUAGGCUCCCGCUCUCUUCACUGUAUGCUGCUGGAGGUGUAGUGAGCUGUGUGGACAUUGUGGUGUUGAGAAGUUACCCCACUCGGUGGAUGGAGAAGAAACCCAAUGGCGUCUUUAUAUUUCGCAAUGAUCGUGCAGAAGAUCGAGAGGCCAGAAAACACAGCAACUCAAAGCAGAAAACCAUGGAGCUUAUUAUUUCCAAUAUACAGACCCAGUUCGAAAAAGAGAUGGAAGGUAAGAAAAAAAGCCAAGGCAGAAGGAGGACAUUUAAUCGACAUGAUAUUGAAGCUCUGCGUGAUGGGAAAGAUCUGUAUGAAGCAAUGGAGUGUGACCCAGCUGUUGAGACCCAUCUAAGUAAGUGGCAGAUGGAGGCAGUGAGCAAGUACAGGCAGAGUCUGGGGGAGAAGAGGCAGGAAGAACUGCAGGAGCAUGUGCGGAAGUCCAUGACAGAGACACUGGAAACUGAAGGAGGGUGCCGAGAUUGAGACGUAAAUCCUGUUUGGAAGCUCAGCAUUACAGAUGCCAAGGACCUGCAAAGUGACUAUGUUUACACACUGAAUAUCUGGCGGCCAUCAGCAAAGUUGUAUAGUUUACUUAGAGAGGGACGCAGGUACAGGGUGUAUCAUCUUGCCACAUCAGAGGGCAAGAAACGCUCAGGCAUUACUCACAUUCAGCUCACUGCUACCAAGAAAACACUCUUCCAGGACAUUGAGGUGUCUCCAGAAUGGUCAAGUCUGCAUUUCCAUGCAAGAGAAUGCAUCAGCUUCAGAGAACUUCAGAAUCCUCAAAUUAGCUUGCACUGUGGAGAAGUGGAUAUUGUGGGAUAUAUUGUCUCCAUAGUGGACAGACAAGGCAGCUCUCCAGUACUGUACCUUGUGGAUGAGGAGUUUGAUCUGGUCUCUGUGAAAACCUCCAGCAAUUUGGAGCAGUUAGCUGUAGAAGAGCUGGUAAAACCUCAAGCCCUGGUUGCUCUUAGUAACCUUCAGUUGAGGCCAUUCUCUGGGCUUGUGCCAAGUCUUUAUGCAGGAGAACAAGCACUCUUCUCCAUAAACCCCAAGGAAUUCCAUCUGCAAGAAGCUAUAGCCCGUCUGAAGACUUUUGUACUGACCUGUGAGCAGUUUUUCAGCAUUGCAGAGGAGAAGGUCUUAGAUCUAGUUCCUUCAGGUGUCUUGGGCCCUUUUCAGUCUCCAAGAACUCCAUGUGCGCAGUCUACUCCAAAAAUGAACUGCAGAGUUAAUGCAACCCCUCAGCAGAAAGGCAGUGUUUUCUCGCCCUUCACUCCAGUGAACAAGAGACCACAUGUAUCUGCAAGCAACAGUGAAAGCAACGAUCUCACAAUCUUGAAAAGAAAACGAGGUCUGGACUACCUGUCACACAUCCCCUCCCCUCCACCACUCACCCCUCUGAAAACGAAAGUAUCUCCAUGCAUUGACAAGACCUUCAAUCCCCCACGGAGAUGUGUGACUCCUAUACCUCAACAGAAAGAGAGGGAGCUAUCCCGCACCUCGCAUCACCUGUCGGAAGAGGAACAGUGGGUACCUGAUGAAGAGCUAGUGAUGAUUGACACCCAGGCAUUACUGGAUGGCCUAAGGGAAGGCUGGUUGGACAAGUGAGGCCCACUUGGUGAAACACUAGCAUAGACGAGAGAAUGAAUAGUAGCAUUCAAGGUAUUAAGAAUCAUACAUACAGAAUGGUUCAUGAAAAUAGUGUCCAUAUUGUGUUAAUAUGAAAAGCAAAUGCCCCUGCUUGGUGCUUGCCCUGUGGUUACUUUACAAUGGUUCUCUUAUGAGAAAUACUAUGACAUAUUAGUGUUUUAAUUUUAACCGUGCCAGUAAUUUUAAACUUGUACCUAAUUGUACUGCUGUAGUUUCUGUAAAAUAAGUACUGUUC
Myxocyprinus asiaticus (Chinese sucker) is the source of this 9038-nucleotide messenger RNA. Its product is annotated as breast cancer type 2 susceptibility protein homolog. Gene Ontology annotation, biological process: double-strand break repair via homologous recombination; regulation of DNA-templated transcription. NCBI's taxonomy places the organism in Eukaryota, Metazoa, Chordata, Actinopteri, Cypriniformes, Catostomidae. The record is from RefSeq and is a predicted model, not a curated record. Gene Ontology annotation, cellular component: nucleus.